GGCCGCAACUCACUUCCGCGUUCCCCUUCCUCUCGACUCGGUUCGAACCGGUUUGGGGCCCUCUUCGCAUGGCCGCUUCCAAACCCUAACCCGCAGAUCCUUUGCUCCCCUAAACCCUUCCCCCAAUCCUCCUUCUCCUCCGCCCCGCGGUGCUCGCUGGUGCGGGCACCGCCCUCCGCUGCUCUGCCCGGCGGGACGCUCGGCGUCUCGACCCCCGCCUCAGCCGUCGCGCGUGAGGUGCAUGUCUCAACUCGAUCUGAAGGAUAUAUGUAGUGGAUGUUGAAUGACAUUCUCUAUGGAUUUGAACGCAUCACCAUUGCCUGAAGAAGAGGAUGAGCAGCCUUAUGAAGAACCACCUGGUGAGGCUGAUUAUGCGCAUGAGGAGGAACAUGUUGAGUCUGCUGUUGCAACAUUGCGAAGGGAGCGUGAAGAGAGGCGGAGGAAAUUGAAGAGAGAGCACCAGGAUGAAGGCUCAAUGCAACACCCUCAGCAGAUAAGGAAUGAUUAUGCACCUCCAAUCAAAGUUGGUAGAGGCCGGAUUAAAGAGGCACCUGAGGGUUGGUUGGAUUGUCCUGCAUUUGGUGAGCCAAUAGAUAAAAUCAUACCCUCCAAAGUUCCUCUUGAUGAAACAUUCAAUGAAUCAGUUCCUCCUGGCAAAAGAUAUUCUUCCAAACAAGUAGUAAACAAGCAAAGAAAAGCUGGCCGUGAAAUAGGGCUGGUGAUUGAUCUGACUAAUACUUCUCGAUAUUACUCACCAGCAGAGUGGACAAAGCAAGGUACUAAGCAUCUCAAGAUUCCUUGCAAGGGAAGAGAUGCUGUACCAGAUAAUGAAUCUGUUAACGCAUUUGUCUAUGAGGUGAUGAUGUAUCUUGAACGACAAAAGCAUACCAAGACUCCCAAGUAUAUUCUAGUUCACUGUACCCAUGGUCAUAAUCGUACAGGUUUCAUGAUUAUUCAUUACCUCAUGCGUACACGCAUCUCUUGUGUUGCUGAGGCAAUACGUAUUUUUGCUCAAAGGCGACCUCCUGGUAUAUAUAAGAGGGACUACAUUGAAGCAUUGUAUUCAUUUUAUCACGAGGUUCCUGAGAAUAUAAUUGUAACAUGCCCUUCAACACCAGAAUGGAAGAGGCCUUCUGAUCUUGAUCUAAAUGGUGAAGCUAAGCCAGAUGACGAUGAUGACAACGGUGAUGUUUCACCAGUACAUAAUGAUGUAGAGGAGAAAGUCAUCACCAAUGAUGAUGUGCUGGGAGACGCUGUACCUUUUGAUCAGCAAGAGGCUCUGCGGAUCGUAUGCUAUCGUUUGCUUGAACUUCCCCCUGCGAGAGGGCAUGCACAAUUUCCAGGAUCACACCCAGUCUCUCUUGACAGUGAUAAUCUGCAGCUACUUAGACAGCGAUACUAUUAUGCUACUUGGAAAGCUGACGGAACCCGAUAUAUGAUGCUUAUAAUGAGGGAUGGUUGUUUCUUGAUUGAUCGGAAUUUUUGCUUUAGGAGAGUUCAGAUGCGCUUUCCCCAUAGGAACCUGAAUGAAGGUCCACAUGAUAUGACAUUGAUUGACGGGGAAAUGAUUAUAGAUACAGUACCUGAUUCAGGAUUGAAGAGGAGGUACUUAGCGUAUGAUCUGAUGGCACUUGAUUCAGUGUCCAAGACAAAGUUGCCUUUCUCUGAGAGGUGGAGAUUAAUUGAAGAUGAAAUAAUCCGGCCACGCCAUAACGAGAGAAAAAUGUUUGAGAGUGGUGCUAAGAGCAAUCCAAUGUACAAAUAUGAUAUGGAGCUAUUUUCGGCCCGGAGAAAGGAUUUCUGGCUUCUGCAUACAGCAAAAAGGGUACUGAAGGAGUUUAUCCCAUCACUUUGCCAUGAUGCUGAUGGCCUGAUAUUUCAG
Triticum urartu is the source of this 1882-nucleotide messenger RNA. NCBI's taxonomy places the organism in Eukaryota, Viridiplantae, Streptophyta, Magnoliopsida, Poales, Poaceae. The record is from RefSeq and is a predicted model, not a curated record.